AGAGAUAUUGCACUGGCAUAAAGUUGGGGACUCUGCUCCAAACCAGCCUGUCUGCUGAACACUCUGAAAGGACGGUGAGACUUCUUGAGACCGCUAGGAUGGAGAAGACUGCGCUGGUCCUGCUAUGUCUUGCAGGUUUUUGUGUACCGGCUUCUAACCAGAUCAGAAAAUUCUUGUUUGUGAAAACUGAGAUGAGCUGGUCUGAAGCUCAGGGCUACUGUAGAGAGAAGCACACAGACCUGGCCACUGUGCGCAGCCAGGAAGAAGCAGAGCAGCUCUUAAAUAUUACAGGAGAUUCUCUCAAUGAUACUGCCUGGUUCGGGCUGUAUCGUGAUGACACACAGAACUGGCAGUGGUCUAACAGCGAUGAUGUCAUCUACUCUAACUGGAGGGCAGACCUCUUCUGUGCUUCAGUCAAUUCACAGGGAGAGUGGGAGGAUCGAGUCUGCAAUGAGAAGGAAGCUUUCAUGUGCUACACAGAGACCAGCAACAUCACUGAGAGAUACACCCUGAUUGAAGGACCGAAAACCUGGACUGAAGCUCAGCAGUACUGUAGAGAACACCACACCGACCUCGUCAGUAUAAAGAACGCCAGUGAAAAUGCAGACCUAGUGAAGAAAGCGCAAGGCAAGCCCUUCUGGAUAGGCCUGUUCAAUAACCCGUGGAAGUGGUCACGCCAGGGGGAUAACUACACAUUUCACAGCUGGUACAGAGGGAAAUCAAGUUAUGAACCAAACAAUGAAAAAGGCAAUGAGAAAUGUGUGGUGAUGAAUGAGAAAGCUGAAUGGUAUGACACUUCCUGUAGCGAGAAGUUUCUCUUCGUCUGCUGUUCAGCGGAUGCCUUCUCCCCAGGAGGUUCCUCUGGUAAUUGUAGCUUUGAAGGACCUAAGAAGACAUGGCAUGAAGCUCAGAGCUACUGCAGAAACCACAACAAAGACCUGGUCACCAUUCAAGACAAGGACAGGAUGAAGAAUAUUUUAGACAUCAUACUUGGUAACUCCACCUGGAUUGGUCUGCAUCGUGACAAAGAGAACUGGCAGUGGUCCAAUGGAGGUGAUGUCAUCUACUCCAACUGGACAUCACAACUCUUCUGUGCUUCAGUCAAUUCAAAUGUGGAUGUGUGGGACGAAUCACUCUGCAAGGAGACAAAACUUUUCAUGUGCUACAACGAGAAUAGCAACAUCAAACAGAGAUACACCCUGAGUAAACCAAAGAAAAACUGGACUGAAGCUCAGCAGUACUGUAGAGAACACUACACCGACCUCGUCAGUAUAAAGAGUGCCAGUGAAAAUGAAGACCUAGUGAAGAAAGCGCAGGGCAAGACCUUCUGGAUAGGCCUGUUUAAUAAACUCUGGAAGUGGUCACACAAGGGGGAUAAGUACACAUUUCACAACUGGGCUAAUGAACAGCCAAACAAUGUUGAAGACAAUAAGAAAUGUGUGGAUAUAGGUCUAAGGGAUGGUCAGUAUCAAUCCAGAGGGGAAUGGCAUGAUAAGGAUUGCAGCUUGAAGCUCCCCUUCUUCUGCUUUGACGAUCACAUGGCAAUCCUAAGAGUCAAACUUACUGCACCAAGAGGAAUGAAUCUUGAAGACCCCAAAGUGAGCGAAGCCAUUUUAGAGCAGAUUCGGGAGCACCUCUCCAAGUCGUCUCCAAUGGACGGUUUUAAAUUGCGCUGGAGAAAACAAGAUAGAGAGAUUUUCCACAAGGAGGAAGAGGAGGAGGAGGAGGGGUAGCCCAAGCCCUGAGAUGCCCAGUGGGGUUUCAGGGCAUUUUGACAUGCAUCUCUAAUAAAACAUAUAAUCAAGUAUCAGUAAAAUGCAUCAAUAUUUUUUUCUUAUUAUAUAUUUCUUUUUUUCUUAUAGUUUCGACAGACCAACUAUUUUUAGUUAGGUUUCAUGAAACUGUAUCUUAUAAAACUUUUAAAGGUUUAUGUUGGACAAGUUUAUUUGACUCCAUAAUGCACAGCUUGAUAGGAAUAUUGUACAUUUACAAAUUAAUCCCUGAGUUCUUGGGCUUGCCAGUAGCCAGAUAUUGAUAACUUAUUCAAAGAAACAAAGUUUUCAUGAAUUAAUCAGAAUUCCAGUAAUUCCUCUGAAAGACUACUGUAAGAGGCUUGUUCUAAGACCUUCAUUCUAAAUGGCAGGCUCUUAAAUUGUCUCGCUAAUGAUAUUAUAACAUGCUAUCUGUGACUGAUUGGUGUGAAUAUUAAUAAAUAA
Acipenser ruthenus (sterlet) is the source of this 2216-nucleotide messenger RNA. RefSeq names its product macrophage mannose receptor 1-like. The transcript is spliced from 7 exons. Bases 99 to 1733 code for a protein of 544 amino acids. NCBI's taxonomy places the organism in Eukaryota, Metazoa, Chordata, Actinopteri, Acipenseriformes, Acipenseridae. The record is from RefSeq and is a predicted model, not a curated record.